Messenger RNA from Calliphora vicina (urban bluebottle blowfly), 2337 nucleotides. It is a transcript of the gene udt, whose product is annotated as protein undicht. The coding region runs from base 114 to 1988 and encodes 624 amino acids. The record is from RefSeq and is a predicted model, not a curated record. Lineage: Eukaryota; Metazoa; Arthropoda; Insecta; Diptera; Calliphoridae. The transcript is spliced from 6 exons. Gene Ontology annotation, biological process: wound healing.
UACGCUAGUGUUUUGUUAAUUUUUUAAAAUUGUUCUUUUCAUUAAAUUUAUUAGCAAAUAUUUAAGGAAAUUAUGUUAAAGUAUUAAAACAUUAGUAUAGUGACAAAGUUAUAAUGAAAUUAUAUGAAUUAUUUACCCUUUUGGGUAUUUUUGUGGCAGCCAACGGUCAAUACAAUCAAUUGCAAGAACAAUAUUGUACUAUACCUAAGAUUCUGCAAGGAUCAUGGUUUUCUUGGGAAUCUGGCUAUCCCACACAAACGGUAAUAGAUGCCAGGCAAAUGAGUAAGCGAGGCUACUGCAUAACAAUGGAAAAACAUCACGGCGAUGAGUAUUCUUUUGUAUUUGAAGAACGCGGCAAGGGCUGUUACCACUGUGUAAAGACUUUCAUAAGAACUUUAAAUAUUUUCGAGAAAUUUGAGAGUCCUUGUGUUACUAUAGCAGAUGGUGCUAAACCCUCGGUACAAACUGUUUGUCGCGGCAUUAAGGAUGAUCAGCAAUUGAUUACUUUGUUCAACGAAAACUUUAUACCCAUCAAUUGCCGCAGUUCUUUGGAAGGUGUUUGGCACUUUACCUAUCAGAAUCGUUUCCGUUUUACAGGGGUAUGCGAUAAACCUGAUGCCAGAAUACAGUCCUGCCAAACGGCCGGUACUCAGUUCUUGAUACAAAAUCAAAAGUUCAACAUCACCUAUCAGCAGUGCGAGGGUAUGGAUGGCACAUUUAGUGGCAUUGUGGAAUACAGUUGUUUGGGUGAUUGGUUUGUGGGUAAAAAUCAUUACUUUGCCGUGGCCAAUACAAAGGAAUCACGUAAAGAUGAAAAAUAUCGUUGUUUACUCAAAAAUCGUGACGAUGACCUGUAUGUGGGUGUAUCCAUUACUGCCGAGUGUAACACACUAAAAACUCCCGAAAAUUCUCCGGAACGUCUAAAACUUACCCCCGUCAAAGCGGAAUAUGUUGAGCCUGGAUGCACUUUACCACAAAAUUUUUCCGGCGAAUGGGUUAAUACGGCCAACAUAGAUGCUGAUGUCAUUAUUAGUGAGACGCAUAUAAAUGAAACCUAUUAUCCGGAUACGGCACGUUAUAGGCGCACCAUUUAUGUAUGUCGUGAACGUCGUGGUAAUCGUAUUAUGAUGGCUCGCCUUACUGUCGACGGUUGUCAGAAGGAUUAUGUUUGUUUUGAUUUUAUGCCCCGCCAUCACAACAUUAUUCGUUAUCGCAAGGGUUUGGCUGUUAUUAAAGAUGAUUUCAGUACGGUAUGUUCGUGGGUUCAAUUUAAAAAUGAUGAAGCUUGGAAAUAUGAUUUGUUUUUGGCAAAAAAUCCUGUACCUGUGAGAUGUCCAGUAGCCGGUAAAUUUAAUUUUACACAACGUGGUGAACAUCCUUUUAAAACAAGAAUUUUGGGUGGCGUUACAUUGAGUCCACGUCCUGAUAUACGCUGCAAACAAAACAUUUCCGAUUUAUCAGUGUGCGAUACAGAUCAAAAAGAAAUGGCGGUCGAUGAAAACUAUUGUUUAUCUGUAGAUCAUUUGGGCAGACCGGUAGACAUUUACAGUGAUCCUGAUUAUCGCAUGAAAUGUAUCGGUUUUUGGAAGGAAAAUUUGAAGUCAUACUUAAUAACAUAUGACGAUUUGGAUCCAUUAUCUAAAUACAGAUGUUGGGUAUAUCAAAGGGCCGAUUUAAACAGAGUUUUAAUGUCACAAGCUGCGGGCGCCUUUUGCAAACUCAAUCAAGACGUAAGUUCCUGGAAUCACAGCGAGGGAGCUGCUGUCGCCAUUGAUGCCAUCGAAUACGAACGAGAACGCGAUGACUGCCCCAUGUAUUUUGAUGAUGGUGAAAAUCCAUGGCGUCAAUCUGAUGCCUCCAAUAUUAUAUUCGAUUGGGACUUUUAUAAGGCCGGUGCUAGUCGUCUCGAAGCAUUAGUAAAUGUGGAAAUUUUUUUGACUUUAACAUUGGGUUUUCUACUCAUAAAAUUAUUACAUUUUUAUGUUUAACCUAGAGUUCAUUUAGGUAUUUCUAUAAGUAAAAUUCAUUUAGUAACAAUUUUUUACCAAAACCAUUUACAUAUAUACAAAUUCGAAAUAUCUAAGAAUCUCUUUGUAACAAACAAAUGUGUCUUAUUAGUUGUAAGUUUAUAUAAAAAUUUGUUGUAUAAUUUCAAAACCUCCCUCCAUUCCAAUGUAUUUUUACAAUUAUAUUAAUAUUUUAAGUUCGUCCAUUCCGUCCCUAGUUGUAGCAUGUUGAAUAAAUACAUCACCAACGAAAUUAUUGGAACUGUUUUAUACAAAUUAUAUAUGAGUAGUAUAAAAAUAAAAUGUAUUAACGAUGUAGUAAUAAAAGAAA